Molecule: messenger RNA, 456 nt
Organism: Aegilops tauschii subsp. strangulata
Lineage: Eukaryota; Viridiplantae; Streptophyta; Magnoliopsida; Poales; Poaceae
Source: RefSeq, a predicted model, not a curated record
AUGGCCGCCUACAGUGACGACGAGUGGUUGCCCAGGGACAAGCCCCUGGCGAAGUCGACUCUGCAGAAAAUAGAGGGGAAAAUCGACCUCGAUCUAGGGUUUGACCGCGGCACGGAUUUCCAUGCGGCGGCGGAUCUCGCCGGAUCCCUGCCGGAGAAAUGGCCGGAGGAGGCCGGGGAGGUCGAGGAGGGAGGAGGCCGGCCGGAGGAGGCGGCACCGGCAGCGGGGUCGCCGGGGCUUGACGCGGGGAGGCGUGCGCGGGCGUCGGGCGGGGCGGCGAGGCGCGCCGGCGAGAGGGCGGCUCGGGGUGGCGACCGCAGGGAGUCCGGCAUCGCGGGCGACGAGGUCGCCGGCCGGCACGGAACGGGGCGUCGGCGGAACCCGGGCGGCGGGGACGGGCUUCGGCGGCGGGGCGCGGGCUCACGCGGGCCGGGUCUGGGCCGCGCGGUGGAGUGA